Molecule: messenger RNA, 3395 nt
Organism: Corticium candelabrum
Lineage: Eukaryota; Metazoa; Porifera; Homoscleromorpha; Homosclerophorida; Plakinidae
Exons: 1
Coding region: 125-877 (250 amino acids)
Source: RefSeq, a predicted model, not a curated record
GAGCUUACACAGGAAUGCAUCCAUCUCGGUUGAAGGUGGCUUCGAGCAAGCACCUGAAACAGAUGCGAGACAUUACCGUACGUGUUGCAGUUCUCUUCGUGUGCGGUCCUGGAGCGGGAAGCCUAUGCACGGGCAGUAUCGUCGUCUCACUGAGAAACCGCCUGUGGACAUGAAAGAGACCUACGGAUGGCUAAAGGCAGCGAAUCUUCCUGCUGCAACUGAGGGACUGGUUGUUGCUGCUCAAGACCAAGCUCUUCCGACUCGGUACUAUGAGCGCAAGAUUCUACAUCGUGACGUCAGUCCUACUUGCCGCAUGUGCAGUGUAGGCCUGGAAACAAUCGACCACAUUGUGGCAGGCUGUAGUGCUUUGGCACCGAUGGACUACACUGAUCGACACAAUCAGGUGACAUCCAUCAUUCACUGGGACGUUUGUCGCCAUUUUGGGGUUCCAGUGGAGAGCAGAUGGUACCGGCAUCAUCCUGAUAGGCUUGUGGAGACGGAUGACAUUACUAUGAUGUGGGAUACCACCAUCCCCACUGCCAGGAAGAUCAAAGCCAAUCGUCCAGACAUCUGUCUCACGAAUAGGAAGACAAACACUUGUCUUCUUAUUGAUAUCAGCUGUCCUGCUGAUGGCAACAUUGGCAAGAAACAUGCUGAGAAGUUGGCGAAGUACAGCGACUUGCGAGUGGAGAUAAGCCGCAUGUGGCAUUGUCGAACACUGGUGGUUCCGGUGGUCUUGGGAGCUUUGGGCACAGUGCACUCAGGUAUUACACGGUGGCUGGACAUUAUUCCAGGUCAUCACAACCUGCAGCACUUACAGAAAACAGUGCUUCUGGGAUCUACUCGGAUCCUUCGUAAAGUCAUGUCUUCUUUCUAGACAGCCGUGAUGGUCUAAGUACUUCUGAAGCAGGCCAGGGUUUGCUUCCGGUACUUGUAACAGACUUUACAAACCAGACUGAUCUGGUUGAACACAACACAUAAUAUGCAUAUUGAUGGAAGAUGGACGUCUAGCUGUAUCGCUCGUCUCAGAGCUAGCUGAGGAGCGCAUUCCUAGUCGGGAAACCAGAACAGGGCUCGAAAAGUCGGCUUCUGGAAUCACUGGAGCUGUUCGGGAGACCAAGAAUAGUUCUGGGCGUAGGACGACUGGUCGAACCAUCUCUCGUGCGGCGUCUGAUUUGAAUUUGACUUCAAAUCCUGCUGACGAGACUACUGUGAUGCCCACUGUUCCUAGCGAAUCUUUUGUUUCGGCUAACGGGAACGGCAAUGCAACAAGACGAUGGAAAUGGACGCGACAAAUGAAUAGGAAAGUGAUUUUUUGUUAUUACCACGUGCUGUUGUCAUGCAAGUUCCCUGCUUUUAGAAACCCAUGCAUCAGCUGUGAUGUGAGCGAAAUCCUUCUCUGACUGACGUCUCUGAGCAGCGUUUGGCAGACCAGAAGCAAUAUCUGCUAACUUCUGGAAGUCUGACUGAGUCAGAGUUGGAGGAGAUUAAACGCGAGGCCGCACAGGAUGGAAAGCCCGUCUCAGGUUUGUUAUCUGUUACGACUGAUGUUUGUCCUGGUGUGCAGAUGUCGACGUUGGAUGUGGUUUCUGCUCUAUCAGCUAAUAGUUCAGUUGUCAUGCCUUUGCCAGACUGCUGCCAAACGGAGGAUGGUCUUUCGCUUGAUAGUGAUUCUGCUAUGGACCCUGUACUUCGUUGAGAGUUUCUUGAGGAGUUGCAGAAAGUCAGGCAAAUUCGUAUCUGUGAGAGACAACGCCUUCCAAGGAUCUUGUGAACAGUGGAACCCUGAAACUUAUUGGUGAUCUCAACACGAUCAUUAAUUCGUUGAAGGUUGAACCAGAUAUGAGUGAAAUCAGUUACCUGGUAUACUCUGCUGCUUCGCUAGUGUCCAAAAGGCGGGGCUUAAAGACGACGAAGUCAACCAAUUCUCAAACACCGACAUGGAGACGAAGGCUGGAUAUGGAGAUUCUCACACUUCGACGUGCGAUCUCACUGUUGCUGGAGGUUAGAAAGGGUUCAUCGGGCAUUCGUAUGUUACAUGAACUUCGAGCAUUUCCUGUUUGGAGAGUUGUGAGGUCACCAUCAAUCGGUUGAAAUGGAACUUAAGUCCAAGGUCGAGCGGACCAGGAGGCUGGAGAAGAAUCGUAAGAGACUUCGCCAGAAUGGUUUGUUUCAACGAGAUGCUGGACGGUUGUACAGAGAGCUGGGUAAGCAGACUAUCCAGGUCACUUCCCCGCCAUCCGAGUCUGAGAUCGAGCCGUAUUGGGAUGGUAUCCUAGAAACUGAGGUACAUCACAACGAGUCUGCCUUCUGGCUGAGACGUCAAACCGAUGGUGAGACGCACCAGAGAGAUGAGCAGCAGUGGUUACCUCAGACAAUGAGGUCACUUCGUGUCUCAAAAGGAUGGGGAACUGGAAGUCUCCUGGUCCAGACAAGGUUUAUGGUUUCUGGGUCAAGCGUAUCACGUGUCUUCACACUGAUCUGUCUCGUAACUACAACCUGCUGGUUCAGAAUCCAGACUCUGUGCCCGAAUGUUUGUCUCAAGGAACAACCACUCUGAUUCCUAAGAAUGACAAGACUGGCCAAAAAUUACUGGCCUAUCACGUGUCUGUCUGUCUUCUAUAAGACCCUCACUUCAGUCAUCAGGCAGAGGAUUGCAGGGCAUUUGGUUCAGAAAAACCUUAUGGCUCCGGAGCAGGAGGGUUGUCGACAGGGAUCUUUUGGUGCAAAGGAUCAGCUGUCGAUCAACAAGCUGCUUACCGAAGACUGCAAGACCAGGCACAAGAGCUUGAGCAUGGCUUGGGUGGACUACCUAGAAAGCCUAUAACAGCGUGCCACACAUUUGGUUGCUUCAAUGCCUUUAGACGCAUAAGAUCAGUCCAGUCUUGUGCAGGUUCAUGUCACGUGUGAUGAAGAGUUGGAGGACAUCGAUGGUGCUUUCUUGCGGGAACAGUACGAUGAAGACAAGGCUUAUGCAGAUCAGGAGGGGUAUUCCAAGGUGACUCACUUUCUCCACUUCUCUUCUGUAUGGCUCUCAAUUCUCUGAGUAAGGAGUUGAACAGAACUGGUUACGGCUACCGGAUGACCACUGGGCAUGGUGAGACUGCCAAACAUCAGCUCGUAGAGGGACUUCUAAUGUUAACAAGGAAGGGAUGUAGUAUAGUAGAGCACGUGGGGCGUGGCGGCGUAGUUAGCAACAACGUGGAGCGCGGGUUAUAUAGUGCAAGAAUCAGAGUUACUACAGUUCUGUUGUUUGUUUGAGAACAGGCCUGGCAAUCGCAACUAUUUCAUGAACGUUUUGCGUAUCGUAUCUGAUUAACGUUUCGUGACUUUUAUCCGUUGUCUUUGCUUGGUUAAAUUGCUAUGUACAGUCAAUUGCAAAUACAUGCAGUACC